Molecule: messenger RNA, 1992 nt
Organism: Colletotrichum karsti
Lineage: Eukaryota; Fungi; Ascomycota; Sordariomycetes; Glomerellales; Glomerellaceae
Product: glycosyl hydrolase family 31
Exons: 1
Coding region: 1-1992 (663 amino acids)
Biological process (GO): carbohydrate metabolic process
Molecular function (GO): hydrolase activity, hydrolyzing O-glycosyl compounds; carbohydrate binding
Source: RefSeq, a predicted model, not a curated record
AUGCCUCUUCUUGAGCAAGACGGGAAGCUCGUCUACACCUACGACGCUGAGAGAGUCUGGGUUGAGCCAUGGGGCCCCGAUGCAUUCCGAGUCCGGGCUACCAAGGCCCGUGAGAUGCCCUCCGAGGAUUGGGCUUUGUUGGCACCCAAGAAGGCCGAUGCCAAGAUCUCCAUCGGUGACAAAGAGGGCACCAUCACCAAUGGCAAGAUCAAGGCCUCCAUCACCAGCGGUGGAAAGCUAUUGAUGUGGAACUCCAAGGGAGAGCUCCUCCUUGAGGAGUAUUCGCGCCACCGCCGAGAUGUCCUUGACCCAAAAUGCAGUGCAUUGGACGUCGAAGCUCGCGAGUUCAUGGCCAUCGUCAACAGUAACGACUAUCAUCUCACUGCCAGGUUCGAGAGCGUCGACCCCGAGGAAAAGUUCUAUGGAAUGGGCCAGUAUCAGCAACCAUUCUUGGAUCUUAAAGGCCACGAUCUGGAACUUGCUCACCGCAACUCUCAAGCCAGCGUCCCUUUUGCUGUGUCAUCACUUGGGUACGGAUUCCUCUGGAACAACCCGUCUGUUGGAAGAGCUAUCCUUGGCCGCAACAUCAUGAGUUUCGAGGCCAAAUCCACGCGUGCCUUGGAUUACUGGAUUGUGGCUGGCGACUCUCCUGCUGAGAUUGUAGAGGCGUACGCAGACGCGACCGGCAAGGUGCCCAUGAUGCCUGAAUACGGCCUCGGAUUUUGGCAAUGCAAGCUGCGCUAUCAAACCCAAGAAGAACUUCUCGAAGUCGCUCGCGAGUAUCGCCGACGCGAGUUACCCAUCGACCUCAUCGUCAUCGACUACUUCCACUGGCCAAAGCAGGGAGAGUGGAAGUUCGACCCGACCUACUGGCCUGAUCCCGAAGCGAUGAUCAAGGAACUCCAGGAGCUGAAGAUUGAACUGAUGAUCUCGAUUUGGCCCACGGUCGAUCACAAGUCAGAAAACUGGGAUGAAAUGGUUGAGAAGGGAUACCUUAUCCAGUCCGAUAGGGGAAUCCGGAUUGCCAUGAACUUCCAGGGAGACACCACGCACUUUGACGCGACCAACCCCGGCGCAAGAGAAUACGUCUGGAAGAAGGCGAAGCAGAAUUACUAUGACAAGGGCAUCCGUGUCUUCUGGCUCGAUGAGGCCGAGCCAGAGUAUACCGUCUACGACUUUGACACCUAUCGCUACCAUGCAGGAUCGAAUGUUUCCGUGGGCAACAUUUACCCGGUCGAGUACGCCCGUGCAUUCUACGAAGGCAUGGAAGCUGAGGGCCAGAAGAACAUUGUCAACCUCAUUCGCUGCGCUUGGGCCGGAAGCCAGAAGUACGGCGCCCUUGUUUGGAGCGGUGACAUUGCAUCCUCCUGGAGCAGUCUGCGGAACCAGAUUGCCGCCGGCCUUCACAUGGGUCUCUCCGGUCUGCCCUGGUGGACCACAGAUAUCGGAGGCUUCCACGGAGGUGAUCCCCGAGACGAGAAGUUCCGGGAGCUCUUUGUUCGCUGGUUCCAAUGGGGCGCAUUUUGUCCCGUCUUCAGACUUCACGGCUGCCGCGAGCCAGAGCAGCCCCAGCAUGGGACCACCGGUGGUGCGGAGUGCCACAGCGGUGCGCCUAAUGAGGUGUGGUCUUACGGCCCCGAGGUCUAUGAGAUUUGCAAGAAGUACAUGUUCCUACGCGAGGAGCUGAGAGACUACACCCGAUCUCUGAUGCAGGAGGCGCACGAGAAGGGCUCGCCCGUCAUGCGCACACUCUUCUACGAGUUCCCUGACGACAAGGAGACUUGGAGCAUCGGACAGCAGUACAUGUUCGGAAGCAAGUAUCUGGUCUGCCCUGUCCUGCAUCCUGAUGAGAGAAGGAUCAAGGUCUACCUCCCUAAGACCAACAGCACGUGGGUUUCUCUCCAGGAAGGCAAAGAAGACAAGUAUGAAGGCGGCCAGUGGAUUCAGGUCGAAACACCUCUGGAAUGGAUGCCUGUCUUCAAGAGAGAGUGA